This is a messenger RNA of Vespa velutina, 4706 nucleotides long. Its product is annotated as E3 ubiquitin-protein ligase SIAH1-like. Gene Ontology annotation, biological process: multicellular organism development; proteasome-mediated ubiquitin-dependent protein catabolic process. Lineage: Eukaryota; Metazoa; Arthropoda; Insecta; Hymenoptera; Vespidae. The record is from RefSeq and is a predicted model, not a curated record. Gene Ontology annotation, cellular component: cytoplasm. Gene Ontology annotation, molecular function: ubiquitin protein ligase activity; zinc ion binding; ubiquitin conjugating enzyme binding. The transcript is spliced from 5 exons. The coding region runs from base 980 to 1819 and encodes 279 amino acids.
UGACCAAUCGACGUGUUCGAUAACCGAAUGUGUUUUUGACACGAGAAGCGUUCGAAAAAACGAUGCCGAAUAUACUUCACUAGUGAUCGCAUGAAAGUCGAACGCGCAUUCGUCGACGAUUGUAAGAAAGAAUAUAUCGGAUAGGUUGUGAACUAGGAUUAAACGUUAGAAUGGCAGCUGCAUGGGUGUAAUCGCAGACAGCUGCAGUGUCGUCGUAUCGCUUCGCAUUACAUUGUACGGAGGUGCCCGAAGGGAGUACGAAUAAAAAGCGAGCUGUUACACUAUGUCUCACAUAGGACUGGUACAAUUAAUAGAGCGGAUUAUGCUGAAUCGUCGGCCGCGGGAUUUUGUCAUGUAGCCUCCCGCGGACGAAAUAACCACACGCUUGUUUAUACACCAUCGAUGUACCGGAGGAUAUCGAAAGCGUUUGUUGCAAAAGCUCCGGAGUUGGGUCGCAUGAAGUCGAUACCACCGCCGUUACAACAGCAACAACCUUUGUCGUCGCUGUCACCACCGUUGUCGUCUAUUUCCUCAUCUUCGUCGGCGUCGUCGUCGUCGUCGUCGUCGUCGCCGUCGUCGUCGUCGUCGCCGUCGUCGUCGUCGUCGUCGCCGUCGCCGUCGUCGUCGUCGUCGUCGUCGUCGUCGUCGUCGCCGUCGUCGUCGUCGUCGUCGUCGCCGUCGUCGUCGUCGUCGUCGUCGUCGUCGUCGCCGUCGUCGUCGUCGUCGUCGCCGACAUUCUCAUCGUUUUUCCAAAGUGCUUUUUAUCGUAUUUUGAUGCCACAAUCCUGAUCAUGCAGUAGUCCUUGUAUUUUUUGAAACAACGAUUCAAAAUUUUUCUACAAUCUCUAUCUCGUUCCAGAUAUGGAGUGGAUAAGUGCCAGGAGAUUGCACCAAGUCUGAAAGACGCCAUUGGUAUUGAAAAACUAUUGUAUUUGUGUUAUCAAACUGUUUGCCUUGGUACUUAACCUAGGAGAAAAACAUGUCACAGUUAAAUAUAAGUACAGGAAAAAAAGGGAGGGGUGUUGCCAGUACCUCAGCUUCAUCUGUAUCGGCGUUAAGCAGUUCGACUGAUUUAGCAAGCCUAUUUGAAUGCCCUGUUUGUUUUGACUAUGUGCUACCACCCAUCUUGCAGUGUCAAAGUGGACACCUCGUUUGUAGUAACUGUCGACCAAAACUUACCUGUUGCCCUACUUGUAGAGGCCCAUUAGGUAAUAUUCGCAAUCUGGCUAUGGAAAAGGUAGCUAGUAAUGUAAUGUUUCCUUGCAAAUACUCUAUUAGUGGGUGCACAGUGUCUUUGGUGCAUACCGAAAAGCCAGAUCACGAGGAUGCGUGUGAAUUCCGUCCAUAUAGUUGUCCUUGCCCAGGUGCAUCGUGUAAGUGGCAGGGAUCUCUUGAACAAGUGAUGCCACAUCUUGUUACGAGUCAUAAAAGCAUUACUACUCUUCAAGGAGAAGACAUAGUUUUUCUGGCAACUGAUAUUAAUCUUCCCGGAGCUGUGGAUUGGGUAAUGAUGCAAUCUUGUUAUGGUCAUCAUUUCAUGUUGGUACUUGAGAAGCAAGAAAAAUAUGACGGGCAUCAACAAUUUUUUGCGAUCGUUCAAUUGAUUGGUUCGAGAAAGCAAGCAGAAAAUUUUGCUUACAGGCUAGAACUAAAUGGACAUAAGAGACGCCUUACGUGGGAAGCUAUGCCACGUUCUAUACAUGAAGGUGUCUCGUCUGCUAUUUUAAAUUCAGAUUGCCUUGUAUUUGACACAUCUGUUGCUAAUUUUUUUGCGGAUAAUGGAAAUCUAGGAAUUAAUGUUACAAUUUCUAUGGCAUGAGGAAAGCCAGAAAAAACAGUUUAAAACCAUUCAGACAUAUCGUGCAGUCUUUAAAUUACACUCCUAAACUGACACGAAAGAUUGCCUGGUAUGCAUACAUAAUUUCUUUCAUGUUACCACAGAUGAAUAUUAGCAAUAUAGAUGUUAGAAAAUAUUGAAAAUGGAUUGACAAAGUGCUACAUUCACACACUUGUUUACAGAAUAUCCGUUUACAUAGAAGCUUUAAAGUAUACUUGUAUGUGAUAUUAAUAAUACAUGUGAAUAUAAGAUAAACAACUAUUUGGUUGAAGCAGCUAAAAAAAGCCAAUUUAUAGAAAGUACCUGACAUUCAUUACACGAUGCUUUCUCUUAGUCAUUUCUUAUCAAAUUUUUAUUUAUAUAAUAUUCCCUAGUGAAUUUUAUAUUAAUUUAAAUGUUAAGAGCACUUCACGAAUAUCAUCAUUUAAUACGAUUUACCUAACAAACUUGUCUAUAUCUUUAUAUCUAAUCCACUUAAACAUAUUUAUCACGCCCCCCCCCCCCCCUCUCUCUCUCUCUCUCUCUCUCUCUCUCUCUCUCUCUGCAUACAUCACGUACUGCUAACGAAAAGUGACGUUAAAUUCUUCCGAGAUAAUCGUUUGUUAGAACUUUAACAGAUUUAUUUUUCGCCUUUUGUAUUAUAUUCAACCUUCAAUCAAUUUUCUUUCCAAAAUUUUCAACUUUUUAUAAACGUUAUCUUGUAUUACUUGAGACAAUUGUAUACAUAUAUUUAGAUUUUAGUGUAUAAAAACAUGCAAAAGUUCAGUCUCACAGGUAUCAUUUUAUACGCUGUAAGUUAAUUAUAAAAUUGUAAAUUAUACAAUAUUUUCGAACAUGUGUAUAUUGUCCAUGAUAUCAAGCAAGAUAAAUUCACAGGGAAUGAAUAUCUUAUUAAAUGUAUUAUUUGCAGUUUAAAAGAGGAAAAUGUAAAGUUUUGACAAUUUCAUAUAAUCAAAUCAUUUUAUAUGCAGACAUUUUUCCUGAAUGUUGUCAUGCUUGACAAAAAACUCUGUGGUCAUGAAGUGAACCUAGUACUGCAUACAAAAACACGUGUUAUACCACACGUAUAUGUAUAUAUAUGUACAAGUGUGUAGAUAUAUAUAUAUAUGUAUGUUUUAUAUUAUUAAUUAUCGGGAGUCAUAUAUAGUGUCGCGAUUGAUAAAUUUUUGAUUUCUAUGCAUCGUAUGAUUCACACCCUUACGGUAAUGAUAAGAAGGAAAACAUUAUAGCAUGUACCAAUUGAACGACAAUAUAAACAUUGUUUGUUUCUUGGUACAUAAUUAAACUAAAUAAAUUAAAGAAUAAUGUGAAAUCAUAGUCAAAGUAUAAGAAUAAGUUUGGAAAAAUCGAUAAACAUUUUUCAUCGGAAUAGAUUUUGUAAUUAGACAUCGUAAUAAUAUUUAUUCUUUUUCAUUUUCUUUAUUAUUAUAUUAUAUUGUAGUGUGAUGAUAACUUUUUUUUUUUGUCCUUUUUUAAUUAUAUAUAAAAUUUAUGGGAAUCACAUAAAUCUCAAUUUGAUAUAUAUAUAUAUAUAUAUAUUAGUGUGAUCAAAUUAAUGAUUUGUUUGAAUUAAACAUCACAUUAUAGAUAAUUAGUUUUAAUCAGUUUGCAAGAAUGGAUAUUAUGAUAAAUUGAGAUUUCAAACGAUAGGAAUCUUUUUGUUUAUAGAGAUAAUCCAGACUGAAAUAUGACUACAAUGUAAAUAUUAGGAUAAGUAAAAUAUAAUCAACAAUUAUAUAUUUCUUUAUUGUAAUUUUGGUUUGCAUCUUAAGUGGGUUCGAUAAAAUAUUUCCUAAUUUUGAAAUUCUUUUAGAUCUGUUUGAUUAAACGUAUGAAAAAAAAAAAAAAAUUCUUAUUAGAAUAACAAUUAUUAUUCAUUGAAAUUAAUUAUACAUAAUUUCAUACUCUGUAAUAUAAGACGAUUAAGCAGGAGAAAUGUUCCCAUUGCUCUAUCUGAUUGUGUGUGUGUGUGUGUGUGCGUGUGCGUGCGUGCGUGCGUGUGUGCGUAAUUGUUAUAUAUACAUAUAUAUAUAUAUAUAACAAUUAUAAAUAUUUAAAUUGUAGGUAAAGAAAAAAUGUUACUGUAAAUAAAGUAAAACUUCUUAUGUGAUACAAUAAUUAAUAAUGUAAAUUAUGCUGGUACACAUAUCGACAGUUGAAAAACAAUGCCUCUCACGUUCAGCUUUUAUUGAUUAAAAAUUGAUUUCAAUCCAAAGAAGGCUCGAAAAUUCUACGGAUUGAAAGGAAUGAGUUAAUGAAAGAAAAAUUGUAUAUACGAGGUAAUAUUUUUUAACGGUUGAUAUCUACGAUAUUGCAAAAAACGGGAACCAACUGCACAUUAUGUACACAUACGAGAUUACGUGCAUAUAUGCUUAUAUGGUUAUAUUUACAUUUAUACAUGUACGCAUUAGAUAAGCAGUUAAUUUUAAUAGAGAUAAAGAGAAAAUACACUUUUGGCGGUUAUUCCCAAAAUUGAUAUUGAACUUUCAUGUUAAUUGUUGCUCUGCCAUUGUACAUACAAGGAAAUACUUAUUUUACCUGUAAUAUUUCAAACAAUCGAAAGUAAAAGUUCCGUAACAUAGGAUUGAUAUAAAACGUCUGUCAAUGAAUUAUUGAUCAUUUUGGUAAUAGCACAAAUUGAUAUAAAUAUCAUGUAAAAUUAUUAAUUACACAAUAUUAUUGAUAAAUAUAAGCGUGACGAACGUAAUUCCCUUUCGGUAUGGAUUAAUAAACAUGACGCAUGUACAGAAACAUAACUCGCGUUAAACAAAAAUAUAUUAUUAAGGGAUAUGUAUAUAAAUUAUUAAAAUACGCUUUAGGGCUAAUAAAAUAGCGUUUAAAUUCUUACUAUAUAAUAAUUUAUUUUUUA